This is a messenger RNA of Phyllopteryx taeniolatus (common seadragon), 1987 nucleotides long. It is a transcript of the gene nfkbie, whose product is annotated as nuclear factor of kappa light polypeptide gene enhancer in B-cells inhibitor, epsilon. Lineage: Eukaryota; Metazoa; Chordata; Actinopteri; Syngnathiformes; Syngnathidae. The transcript is spliced from 6 exons. The coding region runs from base 361 to 1401 and encodes 346 amino acids. Gene Ontology annotation, molecular function: protein binding. The record is from RefSeq and is a predicted model, not a curated record.
UCGCACCGGGGAUUCCCCCGCGUGACAAAAACAGCUCAACUCUUCCCCUUCUCGCAUUGCUCAUAUGCUCCCCGCCCGGAGGACCUCGCGUCGCUACCGGAUAACUUGACGACAGACAACCGCUUGGCUCUCCUCUCGCGUCCAUAAUGAGCGUCGACAUUUUCCAAGGCGACAGCGCAACACGUCACAGCCGAGUAACCGUAGCCUUUGACCAACGUCGUUAGUCGUCCAAUGGCAUGAAAGGCACCAGCUCUUGCCCUCGGCUCUUUCCACAAGCGGCCAUCUCUUCGUCCUCGGAGUCCCGGUCUUCCUUUGAAUUAUAUCCGGAAAUUCGUUGGGGGCGAGUCGGGGAGCCCCACUAUGGCGAGCGGCGAUUGUCGCAAAGAUGGUUUUCUGGAGGAGAGUCGCGUGGACUCGGGCAUUGACUCUUACCGCUCCAUGCUGAAGUCAGAGGAGCAACAGCGGGAGCCCGGCGCCGAGCUCAGCGGGCCGAGGGACAAGUUUUCGGCUGUGGAAGAGCGCUUGGAUUCGGCCUACGGUUCGUCGUCUCUGACGGCGGAGAGCCUGGCAGAAAUAGUGGAGGGCUGUUCGAUUGCCACCGAGGAGGCACCGGCGACCGGCACUGGAAUCGCAGAACACGAGGAGAACCUUAUCACGUCCAUCACUGAAGAUGGAGAUACAAUCCUGCACCUGGCCAUCAUCCAUGAGGACGCAUUCAUUGCAAAACAGUUGAUCCAACUAUUCCCAAAAGAGGUCCUGGACAUCCAGAACAAUUUGUAUCAGAGUCCUUUGCAUCUGGCCACUUAUUUGAACCUGACAGAAGUGGUCAAGAGCCUGGUGGGCAAAAGGGUUGGCAUUGAGCUGCAGGACCAGGAUGGAAAUACAGCGCUCCAUGUCGCCUGCCAUCACGGCCUGACCAUGUGUGCCACGGAGAUGGCCAGUGAGAUGUCCCCCAGCAGGCUGGCACUGGUCCUGGAAACCCAAAACUGGAGAGGUCUUGCCUGUCUUCACGUAGCAGCGCUCAGCAGGCAGCACCAGAUUAUGAAACUCUUGAUGAUGAAGGGCGCAGACCUUAAUAUCCAGGAGGGAACUAGCGGCAAAACAGCGCUCCAUCUUGCUGUUGAGAUGCACGACGCCACCUCGGUGAAGCUGCUGCUCAGCAGUGGAGCCAACGUGGACGCCGCCAUGUUCAACGGCUGCACACCGCUCCAUCUUGCUGUGGGGAGGCAGGACACGGCCAUCGCCAAUCUCCUCUGCCAGUCUGGUGCUGACACCAUGCUACGGAACUUGGAGGACGAGACGGCGUUGGACCUCGCCGAUGGCAACAAUGAUAUUCUGGCUUUAUUUCCAUUUGAUGACAUUCACAUCUCGGGGAGGUCAGUGGUUGGUGUCAACUUUUGAGCUACUGUGCAGAGCUGCAUCACAAGGUCAUGAAGAUGAAUCAGAGCCUUACUGUACAUCAGCUACAACCUUUUGUUAGCAAGACUGUUUCAACUGUACAAUUUGUAGUACUCUGUGGUCAAAUAUAUAUUUAUAUGUUUUGUGGAGAAACGCUUGCAUCACAACCUUUGUCUCUGUCACAAAGGUGCUAAUCUGCUUAAACAUCUUUGACUUGAACACUGAAAAAACAAUCAGUUUAACACACUGCUCCUUACGGUCACUUUGCAUCAUCACAUCCAUUAACAUCUCUUAGAAGAUCUACCUCUUUCUCAGCAAGACUUUUACUAUCUAGAAAUCCAAAAUUCAAAUAGCCUUUUCUUGUUUCUAAAAUUUCACCAGUGCUGUAUUUUUCUUUUAAAUAAAAGCACAGCUUUUUGCUAUAGCCAUUGCAAGACUAAAUAACCCCACAUGGAAUUGUAAUCUUUGACAUCACAUUGUUUGGAGUUUAGAUAUCUGCUUUACUCUUUGGUGUUAAUUGCACUGGCUUAACUAGUUCAUAAGUGAUUUCAUGCUCAUUUAUUUUGUAAUAAAAUUGAUUAAAAGAUAA